CGUGUCGUCAGUGAGAUGAAGGAAUGGAAGUUUGUGCCCUGUGUGCUGGAGGAGAGGAGUCAUAUGAUUCACGUAGCGAAAGAGCAGGACAAUACAUCUGCGAUGGUCGAUAUUGCCACAUCACAUGCGUGCUGCUCAGUGACAUCAGCGAAGUGCCCCUUUGGACACACCCCAGGGAUUUCUGUUUUUUUCCCCCAAAGAGUCAAAUUGCAACUUCAAGCAGAAGAAAGAGGAGUGGUGUCGAUCAAAGGUGUAAGUGCAAAUCGCUUUCUGGCUAUGAAGGAGGAUGGCAGAUUGCUGGCACUGAAAUGCGCAACAGAAGAAUGUUUCUUUUUUGAGCGCUUGGAAUCUAAUAACUAUAACACUUACCGAUCACGGAAGUACUCAGAUUGGUAUGUGGCACUGAAAAGAACUGGACAGUACAAGCCUGGACCAAAAACCGGACCUGGACAGAAAGCUAUCCUUUUUCUUCCAAUGUCUGCUAAAAGCUGAUUUCCAUGGCAGAUUCUGAACGUACGCCACACUACAUUUUGAGGUAGAGUUUCCUGCUCCUCUCCAAGCUAGCAAAAAUAGAAGCAAUUAUUUGCUGAUACUAGCUGCUUUUGCAGAAAGGUUAAAACAUGAAUGUUUCGUACUGUCUUUAUACUGCUCUUUAAACCUAUUGUGCCAGUGUGUGUGGAGGUAAUGUUACUUGGAAAAUAUAUUUUCAGGAUCAAUAACACUUCUGUUUUCUGCUAGAGAUUUAUAUAGAGCUAUUUUAUUUACCUUACAUUCACUUUACAGAGUAAAGGGAAACUAAUUUGAUGCACGUGUGCAGAAAUAUUUACCUUUUAAAAUAACUUAUGUCUUUAUAGCUUAUUAGAGAAUAAAUAUCGAUUUUUUCAUCCUAAAAUCAAAUGGUCCAUGAAUAAUUUUAAUAUGGUCUAAAUAACUCUUAAAAUAAACAUUCUAAAUUAUUAAUAUAACGAAAUGUGAAAUCUGUUGCUAUCAUGUCAUGUUUCUGUAGGACUCGGGCAGCUCCCUGUGGUAUAGUUUGUAGAACCGGCCUGUGUAAACAGCUGGAAACUCUCUCAUGGUUAUGUCAAUCUUAUCGAAUCCCUCCCGGUAUCCGUAAAGCAACAGCUUAGCCACGUUGCUGGUGAUGGGUGUGGCGUGCUUUGUCCUGGCAAGCUCAUCGAGGUCCAUCCACUCGCACCUCAGGCACUCCUGCUGGCAGAAGUUGAUGUUGAAGGAGGAGGGCUCCAGGCGGCAGAUGAUGUACAUGUCCGACUUCCCAAAGGCUCCGGGGUGCUGGUGUUGCUGUCUUAUGCUUAAGAUGGACUUGAACUCUGACUUGAUGCCAGUCUCUUCGAAAACCUCUCGAACUGCUGUGUCUCCUAGGUGAAGAGAGCAUUUCUUACAAUGCACACACUAAUAGCUUAGCACUCUUUAAACCUUUUGAUCACAGAAUGUUUCUAACUUAAAGCAGCCUCCAUUUUGCUUCAUAAGCUUUUCAAAUGUAAGGCCUGUUUGCUUCAACACAAGGACAAGCUAAUUUUGUGUCCCUGAACAAAACUAAUUGCAUCGUGCCUUUCUUGUGUAUAUCCUACAAAAUGAUGAAAGAAAACUUUACAUAAUAUUGUACAGGGUAUGGUUUUGGAACCCAUGGUCACUGGCUCCACUGAUCUCUUACCCCAGGGCAGCACUGCAGCACCUUGUCAGUCCUCUCAGCCUAGCCCCGUUCCUCUCCUCACUUCUGUCCGCUUGCAGGCUCAGACCCUUUGCAGCUGAGCACCCACCUGUGUGUCAGAUCACUCCAUCAGCUCACAUAGUGCUGUUCCACAUUGCCACAGGGUGGAACGACAUGGGGAAAAAUACUGUUUGUAGAAGGUUAGCAUCAAGUCCUUUUCAAAAUGUAUCUUGGUCUACUGACAUUUCAAAUAUGCCAUAAUGCCUGUACAGCAUGUACCAUGUGUCUGCAGAAAAUACGGUGCGUGUGUGUACAUCUCGUGUACACCAACCAAAGUGAUGAAAAUGUUAACAUUUCUCAUUACAAGACUCGGCAUAACUUCAGAGCUUUUAAGGGUCUGUGCACUGCAAUUAAAGCCAAAAAUUACCCAGCUAUCCAGUACUCUUCAAAGGAGAAGUUCUACUCUUGAAUAGUAACUUAAAUUGAAGAGCCCAAAAAUAAGAUCAGUUAUACUCCAGUUAUUUCCCGAAAAUUCUGCAGUUUCACUGUAGUUGUCAAAUCCUACUUGCCUGGUGUAGCUACUGGUAGGUAAAAUUAACUGGAUUCUUUUUUUCAUCUAAGUAAACUCACAGUUUUGUUGUUAUGUGAGUGAUAACUGCAUAUACAGCAGUUUUUGAAAAUGACUUAUUCACAUCCAGUGGCUGGAAAUACACAUAGAAACAAAAUGAUUCCUCCAACACAGGCCAAACAACUGACCCUGCACGUACUUCUGCACUAGCUCAACUCUGUCUUGCAAUGGAACAAUCUGUAUGAAGUUAACAGCAAGUACACAGGGGUCUUUGUAGCAUUCGAGACCCAGUAACACAUGGUGUCUGCAUUUAUGUGACUUCUACAGUAUUAACUAAAAGGCAUAUGGGAGAAGAUACGAAUGUACUUGGGGACUGUGUUUUAUGUUGCCCAGAGCGGCCCCCUCAGUCCUUUGGUGUAAAACAGCAGUUGCAAAGCAAUCCCCCUGUGGCAGGUGGGUGGUUUUAUUAUUAGGCAAAGGGCUGUUUUAAGUAUAAAGGGUCAAAGGAGGUAGGGAUUUCAUUUAAGCUUUGAGCUUUUCUUUUAGACAAAGUGCCUUUUGCUGUUUCCUUUUUAUUUAAAUGUAUAUAUUUAAAUACUUAAUGACAGUUAAACUAGAAGAAACACUAGGGCUGGAAUUUCAGAAAUAGGCAAAUGCAAAAAUCUGUGCUCUUUGCUUCAUCCGCAUUAUGAAGCGAUUUAGAUGACUUGUGCAAACCAGUUUGUGCUUGUUAGAGUAGGCAGCCAUGUAUUUUUUUGCUUUAUAUAACCACAGGGUUUUUCAAGCAUUGUAACUGUACUUUGAAACUUAGGCCCUUGAGUGGGUGCAAGUUUAUAAGAUUUGAUGUAAGUGAUGGAAAAAGGACAAUUAUGCUGUUGUAUUUUAUGCUUCACUAACUUAUCUCUUUUUGUAAUUGUGAAAUGUGAUGCAGAGAAUGAUACCAUUUAUUAUGAUACUGUUAAACAGUGGCAGGAGGGGAGCUGUAAGAGCUUUGUUGCUCCCAAGUCUUUCUUACUACCUACAUCCAGGCUCCAUUCAUAAUCUCACCUGUUUCUUGAGGGAUGGCCACUGGAACAUGCAGUGACAGUGCUCCCCUGGUGAAACUGUUGCCCAUGCUAGUUAUUCUCUUCCUGCAGUACAAUUCCUCUGCUAUCUCCUGGCCUAGCUCCUUUCUCUGUCUCUCAAGGUGACACAGCUAGGCAACAAGUGUGGUGUUUGGGAUUCUUUGAAACACGAAGCCAUUCCACUGCUUUGCGUGUGUUUGCUUUGUUGGGCAAAGAAUUCUGAUUUCUGCCACUGUGCUUUACAAAAAGAUGUAGUUGAAAUGUGACUCAGAAGUUAUGAAAACAACAACUCGGCCCUAUCACAUCAGCCAGAAACUUUUUCGAUGUGUUGAAGUAAUGAACAAUUGUAUUCCAGUUAGAGGUUUACUGCUAAGACAGCAUGGAGAGAUUUCUAAGGUAUGGACCAGAUUGAGGAGACAGGGUCUCAAUACCCAGUUUGUAGAGCUGCUGCAUUACUCUGGGCAAUGUUUUUGAGCCAUGGUUUAUUUAUUGGAAGAAUAUUUUCACAUCUGAAUACUGAUGUGGGGCUAAAUUAAUGUGAGCAAAUGCAACUUUUGGCAACAAGACCAACCUAGUAACUGCAGUGUAACUGCAGAGUUAACCAGUCUGCCGAUCUUAAUUUAAAGGGGUGUGAUCCAAGGAGAAAGCACAAUUUUAUUUUUUCAUAUGCCUUUUGAACCUAACUGCAGCUGCUGUAUUCAGCAUCACCUGUGCUACGCAAGGUAGAAAUGACAGCUUUUCUCAAAUCAGCCCCGUUUUUAAUAGAGAAGUGCCUUCUGCCUCCGGUUGGAAGGAGGUGCCCCCAGGAGUCAGGACCUGUACUGAUGCUGGUCCUGGGCCAAAGAGCUCUUGGUCUAAACAAAUAAAUGGAUGAGGGUGGAACUAAGCAAGUGUAUUUAUUGCUGUUUUGCACAUAAAAAUUGAACGUUGGAAAUUUUUGCUCAGUAUAUCAAUGAGCUCACUGCCCUGGAUUGCAGUGUGAGCUGAGAGCUUGCUAUUUCGGUUUUAUUUUUUGGUUAUAUACAGAUUAUCUUAAUCCUCUGUGCUUCUGGCUCUUACUACAACAUACUCCACAAGCCUACAAAACAAAAGUUGGCUUCAAGCCCUCCUUUAAGAGAACUAAUGGAAAAGUGUAAAUGUUACAAAGCUGCUCUACCCUGAAGUCGAUGCUACGCCAUAACUUUAGGAUCCCAUCACUGCACCUAUCAGCCAUAAUUACAAAGAAGGGAGGAUGGGGGUCGCUGUAUUUCAGUGCUGUUAACGUCUUUGUGACUCUGUUGAUGUCUGACCUGUUAUCCUAGGACUUACCGAUGUCUUCACCUGGAUUAGCCAGACCUCCUGGAAAUUUCCAUGCAUUUACAGUCUGUAUUGGAGGAAAAAAAUGUUAUUGUAGUAUGCAGCCUAUUUUGUUCUUCUCUAAUAUGAAGGAGAUGAUUAACACUCAAGUUUUUUGGUGAAGUUGCAGUAUUAUAGUUACCCUUACAAACAUCAGUAAGGCUUUAGGUAGGAACUACUUUGUUCUUGCUAAUGUGAUGAUCAGAGACACCGACGGUCUGUAUGAAAUAUUGGAACAAAACAUCUACUGAUUGAAAACAAACUGUCUAACAAUCAUUAGACAACGUUGCUGCUAGAUAACUAGAUAGAGUAGUUGAAUAUUUAAAAAAGCUGCUAUAGACUAUAUAAUCUUGUAUUUAAUCACUGAUGUAUCCCACUUCCAUGGUUUUAGCUUUUAAAAAAAGUGUAUAUAUUUAAUCCUACAAAAAGGUAUUAUGAUUGUAGUACUGUUCUAUACUGCACUGGCUUUAAGAUGACUUUGUGUGUCUGUAAUAACCAUUUUGUAUAACUUGUCAUUUGUUUUUAUGGAACAAAACCUGAAGCCUUGUGUGUGAUUUGUGUAUAGAAGCAUUUAUGGAAUUGCAAUAAAGUUCAGUAAUUAAAACAGAA
This is a messenger RNA of Anas platyrhynchos (mallard), 5245 nucleotides long. It is a transcript of the gene FGF2, whose product is annotated as fibroblast growth factor 2. NCBI's taxonomy places the organism in Eukaryota, Metazoa, Chordata, Aves, Anseriformes, Anatidae. The record is from RefSeq and is a predicted model, not a curated record. Gene Ontology annotation, molecular function: growth factor activity.